Messenger RNA from Fraxinus pennsylvanica, 414 nucleotides. The record is from the annotation of a GenBank genome assembly. Lineage: Eukaryota; Viridiplantae; Streptophyta; Magnoliopsida; Lamiales; Oleaceae.
AUGGAUAUUCAAAUCCCUGCAUCGGCUGCUCCAAUUACCACAAAAAAUUUUGGCAAUGAACAAACUCGUCGCUCCGUCUCGUACCAUCCUAGUGUUUGGGGAGACUAUUUCCUUGCAUAUACUUCUAAUGAGAUAUAUGGGCAAGAGGAGCAAGAACGUCAAAGACUAAAAGAAGAAGUAAAAAGUCUACUAGAAGCCAUGCCAGAUGAUUCGCUGCAUAAAUUAGACCUCAUUGAUGCAAUUCAACGUCUUGGCGUCGGUUACCAUUUCGAAACUGAAAUUGAGAAAUCUCUAAAACACAUAUAUGAUACUUGCCAUGAAAACUAUGAUAAACAAGAUAGUGACCUUUGUACCAUUGCACUUCGAUUUCGAUUACUUAGACAACAGGGAUACUACAUCUCAUGUGGUAAGUAA